AUGCUGAUUAUAUUCUGUCUGGCGUUGAUAGCUUCCGCCUCGUGCUUCGAGUUUACAAUAAUCGAUGGUACACCUACAACCAUCACUAAGCAUCCAUAUCAGGUCUCCAUUCAUUAUAAGGAUGAACUUACAUGCGCAGGUUCCAUAAUUAGCGAGCGAUGGAUUUUAACAGCGGCACAUUGCGUUUAUGGCGAGAAAACGCUGUCGGUCUUCAAAGUGCGCGUUGGAAGUACUUAUCAUGACAAAGGAGGUAUUCUAAUCAAAGAUAUUGCGUCGAUCAUUUGUCAUAAAAAGUAUCAUCCGCUAACUUACGAUUACGACGUGGCUUUAAUUAAAUUGUCUACACCUUUAACAUUUGGAGAAAAUAUAAAACCUAUUCUUCUUGCGCUUCCAUCGAUGAACAUUAAAACUGGUACCCAGACAGUCGUUACAGGCUGGGGAAAAACAUCGGCAAAUGGUGCUAGUUCAGAAGUACUACGAACUACCACAAUAUCGAUCACUGAUCAAGAGACGUGUCGGAAGGUCUAUGAUAGAUAUCAUCGGCUAGUGACUUCCAACAUGAUCUGCGCUGGCGAUGUCAAUGGUGAAAAAGUCACCUGUCAGGGAGAUUCCGGAGGUGCGCUCGUUGGCUACAACGGGCUCCAAAUUGGGAUCGUGUCCUGGGGCGGUCAGAAGUGUGCGAGUGUUGGAUUUCCAGGAGUGUAUACGCGAGUACCCGCCAUACGGCAGUGGGUAACCGAGCAGGCGAACGUGUAG
Messenger RNA from Cyphomyrmex costatus, 756 nucleotides. RefSeq names its product trypsin-7. The record is from RefSeq and is a predicted model, not a curated record. Gene Ontology annotation, biological process: proteolysis. Gene Ontology annotation, molecular function: serine-type endopeptidase activity. The transcript has 6 exons. The coding region runs from base 1 to 756 and encodes 251 amino acids. NCBI's taxonomy places the organism in Eukaryota, Metazoa, Arthropoda, Insecta, Hymenoptera, Formicidae.